CUUCAGACUGCUGGAGAAAGGUGUGGCUUUGGACGGCGAUUCGCAUUCCCAGGGAAAGAUCACAUCAUAUUUGUCACCAAGGAGGAUCAUGAAGCCCCCAGUAAUGCUGAGCUUAUUGAAGAUGACCCUAAUGAUUCCGAUGAGGAUCACGGUCUUAUUUUACCCAAUGGGGAAAUAAACUGGAACUUCCCGUGUCUGGGUGGUAUGGUUAGCGGCCCCUGCGGACAGCAGUUCAAGGAAGUCUUUUGUUGUUUCUACUAUAGCAAGGAGGAGGUAAAGGGGUCUGAUUGUGUGGAAAACUUAAGGAGUUUUCAGGAAUGUAUGCAGAAAUACCCUGAGCUCUAUCCACAGGAGGAUGACAAAGACAGCGCCCCCCUGGAGGGGCUGAUACUACACCUACUGAAUCCACUUCAACAUACUGUACCAUCUCCUGAUUCUGAAUCAGCGGUCACAGAAAACCCAGCAGCUAGUUAACAUUAUUGAUUAAACAAUUUAAUGAAGCAAAGUUCAAUGACGGUGUGUUUGAAGGGAUUUAGCUCAAAGGUUCUGUACCAGGUGCAAACAGUAGGGGGCAGAAGUAAACCAGAGCAGCCUUUCCUGCUAGCCUAGUGAAUGCAAAUAUCCAUUGCUGAGGUGGGGUGUGUUAACUAACGUUAAGGAGUGUUUAUAUGUCCGUUUUUGUCCCACAAACCAUACUAACCUUGAGCAGGAUUUAGAUACAUUUAUAACUAAAGUUAUCAUCUGUUACAAAACAAGCCUGGUCAGCACAUUAAAGGCAGAAUAGGUGAUCCUGUCCAGAAAUUUUUUUUGUCAUGCCGGUUGGAAAUCUCUUUACAUCCCGAUAGCCAUCAAUAAGUAAAGUGGUCCAAUGAUAAUUUUAUAAUUAUAUAUCGUCUGAGAAAGUAUUUAUAUUUGGUCUGAACGCAAUGAUAGGUGGUGUGUACAUUUUCAGUCAACGUAUUUUGCAUCCCACUGCACACCCUGUUCACGCAGACACCAUACGUCAUCGGCCCGGUCACAUACCAGGACACCGUGGGAGAAUGGCAGAAAACAGCUGGAACCUAACUUUCCCCUUGAUAAAUGUGUGCAAGUUUGCAAGUGGCACUUGCAAAGGACAAACAAAAAGAAAGACUACCACGACUCAAUCAGCAAAGAGGUGAAAGCAGAAUUCCAUUCGCUAUUACCAAAAUGCUAUUAAACAAUUUCAUAAUAGUAAACAUUAUACUAUAGUACUAAAAGUAAUUGUUACUUGACAGAAUUUAAAAGAUUCGCCUUCUAGCUUAAAGGGAUAGUUCACCCAAAAAUUAUUUACUCACCUUCUUAUGAGAAGAACGAUGAUGCCCAUUGAUUUGCAUUGGUUUUGUAUCCAUAAAAUAGAAUUUAAUGGGUACCGCCGUUGUUCAGUUACUAACAUCGUUCAAAACAUCCUUUGUGUUCUGCAGAAAAAAAGUGAUCAGGUUUGAAAUGACAAGAAGGCGAGUAAACGAUGACAGAAUUUUCAUUUGUGGGUGAACUAUCCCUUUAAGGUUGCAAUAACUAAAAACUUGAUUUAGUUAAAAUAAGUUACGUUACUCUUAGCAUGUAAUACUUUAUCUGACUGUAUGAGUUAAAAACAAAGGUAACACACUUAAGACAUGAAUCAUAUAUUUCGAUGGGUAACAAAUAAAGAGAAAAUGCUUUUAUCAGAGCACUUUGCUUUUUAAUGUUGUGUUAGCUAACACCUUCAUCUUGUUGUAUUGCAUUUAGCAAUUAUAAUGAUUGGGUCUACGCAAAACCACUUAACAUUUAAUAUUUAUACAUGUGUAUAACUGUGAUUGCAAACACACAAUUGACUUGCUCUUGAACAUUCACGAAGCGGCUUGUCCUCCAAAGCAAAGUGUGCAUUGCCAAUAUGGUCCAUCAUGGCAUAAAAAGAUUAAAAAUAGCCGCCAGGACAAUGUCCAACCGAGACUUUUAACGGGUGAAUCCACAUUCAUUCCUUCAUUAUUAACCAUUUGAUCGCCAUCAUACAUGUAUCAUGUGAAAGCAAACAUGUUUGCAACACACAGGCAACAUUGUACAAUAAAGAACAUACGAUUCUGUUUUCCUCUGAGACCGAGUUUAUUUUCCACUCUCUGAGAUGCUGCUGGAAUCUAUCAAACUUGGGCUCUUACAUAAAUGUAGACAUUAUCAUAACCUUAAUAUUGUUGGAAGAGUUGAAGCUUUAUAUUUCACUCGACUGGAUAACCUCGCCUUCAGCUAGUACCCCCGCUGUGGUUGCUCACAUGCAGGCGUCUUUUGGCCUCAUACAUCAUGCAUUAGGUGCUUUAGCUGCAAGGUGAGAUGGGAAAGUCAGUACGGUGGAAAUUAAAUACAGUGGUUGAAACCACAACGUCAAGCAUUGCUGUAUAGUUGCCGUAAUGGGCGGCAUACUGUUUUUAUAUGGUAAACACCCUCAUGAAGGUCAAAAUGCCCCUAAAAAUACAUUAAAGGGGCCAAAUAUUGGACUGCUUAUUUCUGACAGGUGUAUUUGAACAAAUAGCUUUGGGCGCUAAUGAGAUCACAGUGUAUCAUUAGAGGCCGCCGGCCGCUCUCAUUAUUGUCUGCGCAUACUGGUUAGAAAUAAUAUUGGGAUGAGGGAGGAAUCGGGGAGGAAGCUUUUUCGAAUGCCCUUCUCAAGAGAAAACUCUCGGUCUAUUCGCACAUCAUUAUAAACCGAGAUGCUUUCUCAUCUUAAAUCCAUUCUCACGAGACUCCAUGUGUGUAGGAGACAUGCCAGUUUCUCGCAGCGUGGCAUUUGUGCUCUCACACCUUUAGAAGGGAGUAAUUACAUGCGGUAUUGAGCGUGGUGAAAAAAGCUCUGGGAAAAAGUGUAAACCUGCCUCAGAAUAGCUUAUGCUCCAGAGGCGUCAAAAGAAAUUUCACUUUUAUAUCUUGAAUGUGGGAGAUGCAGCGUAUAUCGUGUUGGCUGUGUUAACAGUGCAUGUCAUUUUGCCUUUAAAUACAGCAGAUCAUGAAAGAGCACAGAGGGUACUGUAGUGUCAUCCUUGCCUUAGUUAUGGUUAGGCAAACAUUAUAACUAUAUGUGCAAAUGGUCGAUGACUUGUAGGGUUCAAUUAUAUUAGAAAAUAUAAAUAGAUAUUCUAGUUGAACCAAAUGUAUUUAUGCGAGUAAUCACUCCAUGAUUCUUUCCUCAUUUUCUCAUCCUCAUGAAAGUCUAAACUUGAAUGACUUUCAUUCUUCUGCAGAACACAAAAGAAGAUAUUUUGAAGAGUGUCGCUAACCAAACAACAUUGGCUCCAUUUUAUAGACACAAACCUACCGAGGCAUUUCUCAAAAUAUCUUCUAUUGUGUUCAUAAUACAGGUUUUGACUGAUAUGAGGCUGCAUGAUGAUGACAGAAUGUUUAUUUGGUGUUUUGAUGAAAGAAAUAUUUGCAGUUCAACUGUAUGUGUUUACACUCUUUGUCUUUCUCUAGUUUGUUUUGUGCAGUAUGGGUUCUGAUCUAUGGGAUGAAAUUCAUUUCAAAUUGAUUAACAAAUGCAUGCACAGUCAUCCGUGAACGUGAUACAAGUUACACUUGUAUUUUAGUAUUCACAAACAAAUGCCGUAUGAUUUGAAUCUGUGAAAUUUAGAUUGGAAUAAACAUGAGGCGAUUUGUACAAAUAGAGACAGAUUUGUGAAUACAAUGUUUUAUUUUGUGUUCAUGUAUAAUCAUUUUGCGCAUACCAAUGAGAAGUUGUGCAUUUGUGUAUCCUGCAGCGCGCGUCCAUUCAUCCUGUUCUGUGCAUUCGGAUUUUGAGACGUUCUUUACGCGGUUUUGCAUUAGACAAUCCACACACAAACAACUUCAGAUCCACGCACACCGUGCAUAAACUACGGCCUACCACUAGAUGGCAGUCUGACGGAGCGACGCAGAGGUUUGCGGCAUUGACUUUUUGAUCAAAAAGUCAAUGCAAAAAAUGGCAUUGACUAGACUUUUUCAUUGUCCGUCAUUUUGAACAACGUUAUCGUUGUAUUAUUAUAAAAAGUGUAAACAUAUUUUCAGUUCGUUUUGAAACUAUUGCGAAACAGAUUAGACGGUGGUGGGCGAAUGGGCGAGAGUCAUUUUGAUGGAUUACAAUGAGGGCAAUUUGUAAUUCCCCUUUAUCUCAAAUUGGUAGCAUCCAAUCAUUUCCUUUCAUCAGAACGUGAUCGCAAGUGACCGGAGGAAAGGGCGCAUGUUUCCCGAUUCAUUACUCAUAAACGUCUCGCCCAUUCAGGAAAACGGGAUCCGUGGAGGCUCGCGGUGCCGAGCCAGGCGCCGCGCGUGUAUAAACAAGUCAUUAGACU
Messenger RNA from Triplophysa rosa, 4310 nucleotides. RefSeq names its product mitochondrial intermembrane space import and assembly protein 40-like. Gene Ontology annotation, biological process: protein import into mitochondrial intermembrane space. Lineage: Eukaryota; Metazoa; Chordata; Actinopteri; Cypriniformes; Nemacheilidae. The record is from RefSeq and is a predicted model, not a curated record. The annotation marks the transcript as partial. The transcript has 4 exons. Gene Ontology annotation, molecular function: protein-disulfide reductase activity. Gene Ontology annotation, cellular component: mitochondrial intermembrane space.